AUGGCCGAACUGGACGAUGAGGAGGUCGCCGUCCCAGAGGCCGAGCCCGAGGAGGAGGUGACCGACCUCAUGGGGGCCGUGCGCGGCGUACUCAAGAAGUCACUGAUGGUGGAUGGCGCCAUUCGCGGACUGCAUGAGGUGGCCAAGCACAUUGAGGCAUGCAAGGCGCAGGUCGUGUUCCUGUCCGAGUCCUGCAACGAGGCGACGUACAAGAAGCUCAUCCAGGGGCUCUGCGUGGAGAAGAAUGUGCCGGUCAUCGACGUCCCGGACAACAAAAGCCUCGGCGAAUGGGCGGGCCUUUGUAAGAUCGACAAGGACGGCAUGCCCCGCAAGGUCGUCGGUGCAAGCUGCGUGGCCAUCGUGGACUUCGGUGAGGAGGGUGAGGCAUACAACUUCAUGAUGAAGCAUCUCGGCAAGUGA
Molecule: messenger RNA, 420 nt
Organism: Symbiodinium necroappetens
Lineage: Eukaryota; Dinophyceae; Suessiales; Symbiodiniaceae
Source: the annotation of a GenBank genome assembly